AUGUGUGUUUCCGAUGAUAAAAAAUUUGCAUUUAGUUACCACUAUACUCAACCUCCUCCUCGCAACUACCAAUCUAUAGGAAUAGUCAAUAUGAACAACACCAAAGAAACUAUUAAACUAGAUUUGGAUUACAAAUUUAAACAUUUGUAUUGCACCUUUGAUUUAAAAAAGGAAUUUAUUGUGAUUGGUUACGUUUUAAGUAGUAGAGAACGGCAUAAUAUUAUGGUUAGGAUUUACUCCACGCAAUCAAAUAAUAACGAAUGGACAUGUAAAAGAAUGUACGAGAUACCUGAAGAUUUUAUAUUUGUUGGUAUAUCAAAAUACAGUAAACUUUAUUUACGAUCUUCAAAUAAUUCCAUUCAUGAAUGGAAUCUUCUUACUGGAAGAAGUACAAGUAUGUUUAGUUACGAGGAAAUGAUUGAGUCACCAAAACAUUUCAAAGAUAUCAUCAUUUCCAGCAAUGAAAAAUUUGUUUGUCUAAAAAUCAAUGAUAAUAUUAUUAUUUAUUCAGUUGAAUUAGAAAUUCCUGUUAUUACUUUACAGGCAAAAGAGAUUGAAGAAGUUCAGGUAGAAACUAAAGAGGAUUUAGAACAACAUCAAACUCAAGAGGAGACCCAAGGGUAG
Molecule: messenger RNA, 624 nt
Organism: Rhizophagus irregularis DAOM 181602=DAOM 197198
Lineage: Eukaryota; Fungi; Glomeromycota; Glomeromycetes; Glomerales; Glomeraceae
Source: RefSeq, a predicted model, not a curated record